Molecule: messenger RNA, 411 nt
Organism: Microthlaspi erraticum
Lineage: Eukaryota; Viridiplantae; Streptophyta; Magnoliopsida; Brassicales; Brassicaceae
Source: the annotation of a GenBank genome assembly
AUGAGGCUUGUGCUCGCUUCAAAAAGAAAAAUGACAACUCUCACCGAGAAUGAGAUGAAUUGCAUUAAUGGACUGUUGGAUUCAGCGACUGUUGAUCCAAAUGUGAACGGUGGUUUAAGGUGGCCGCUUGGUAGAUCUUCAUCUGGUGAUGGAUACAGAGUUUCUGAAGCUUGUCACGCUAAGUCUACAGUCUACACAAAAGGAACUCUAAGGCUUAGGGUUAGAGAGACUGAUAGGUUCAAUGAGAGGAUUGGAACAGGGGAAAUCAAGAGGGAGGUGACUCUCAUGCUUAAAGACCUCAACACUAAGUUUCAGGAGGAGAACAUUGAGAGGGCUUGUGUUUUGGCAAUGCUUCGAGAGACUCUUGGAACCUUGUGGGAUUUCUUGCAUUGCGAUGCCUAUCUUACGUAA